AUGGCAAGCAAGACCCUGUCUUAUAAACAAAACAGAACACCUGGCUAUCUUCUCUCUGUGACAUUUCACAAGACUUUCAGAAUCAAGCGAUUCCUGGCCAAGAAACAAAAGCAAAACCGUCCUGUUCCUCAGUGGAUUCAGAUGAAAAAUGGGAAUGAAAUCAGGUACAACUGUGAGAGAAGACACUGGAGAAUGAAGCUAGGUCUGUAA
Molecule: messenger RNA, 210 nt
Organism: Apodemus sylvaticus (European woodmouse)
Lineage: Eukaryota; Metazoa; Chordata; Mammalia; Rodentia; Muridae
Product: 60S ribosomal protein L39-like
Exons: 2
Coding region: 1-210 (69 amino acids)
Biological process (GO): translation
Cellular component (GO): ribosome; cytosolic large ribosomal subunit
Molecular function (GO): structural constituent of ribosome
Source: RefSeq, a predicted model, not a curated record